Messenger RNA from Aspergillus clavatus NRRL 1, 1548 nucleotides. RefSeq names its product putative C6 transcription factor. Bases 1 to 1548 code for a protein of 515 amino acids. The record is from RefSeq and is a predicted model, not a curated record. Gene Ontology annotation, biological process: DNA-templated transcription. The transcript has 3 exons. NCBI's taxonomy places the organism in Eukaryota, Fungi, Ascomycota, Eurotiomycetes, Eurotiales, Aspergillaceae. Gene Ontology annotation, molecular function: DNA binding; zinc ion binding.
AUGCCCGUUCCAUCCGAUGCGGGGUGCUCCACCCAUAGCUCAAUCGGCGAUGGGACGAAAAGCGUGGGCUUUGAUCUACCAACUCGGAGUCUGGGUUCGGGGGAUCCAGGAGACGGAGACCACCUACUAUCGUUAUAUUAUCGAUAUUUUUACACUGCGCAUCCGUGUGUAUUGCCGCAGUUUGCCCUCAGACAAUAUGCGGCUAGUGAUGGCGGGGCAGUUGAGCCGCUGUGUACGGUUCUGCGGUUUAUUGGCUCUCUACAUAAUGCAUCCGUCUCGUCUUCGCCCUUGAAGGAGAAAGCCGAGGGAGAAUUGGCAGCUAUCCGCCGUAGCAGUCGAACAGUCACGGGAUUUGAUGUCCAGGCGGUGCUAUUAUACUCCAUCGCGGUGUACUGGUGCGACGAGACGAAAAAGGGCCUGGGUAUGCUUGACCUCGCUAUCCAACUGGCUCUUGACCUUGGCAUGAACCGAAGCGACUAUGCUGUCCAGAACGGACGCCAUGACCCUAGUCUUGAAGAGAGCUGGCGCCGGACUUGGUGGCAGAUUUAUAUUACCGAUGCCCAUAUUGCCGGGAGCACACAUACUUAUCCUUUCCGCACUACUGGCAUACACAUGACUGUCUCACUGCCUUGUGAGGAGGAGGAAUAUGAGUCCGGGAAUAUCCCACCUGCAAGUACGCUUGAAGAAUACGAUAUGCGCGAGUUCGCGGAUGAGAAUACACGAGGAUUCUCCUCCUUCGCGGAGCUCGUGGGACUGACCAGGAGUUUGGACCUCGCUCUUGCUCCGAGAAAGGACCUGGAUAUUAAGAAUGUUACUGCCGUAAGUGCCAAUGUUGAUGCCACGGUCGCCUCAUGGACAUCGCUUCUCCCGCCGUCCAAGAAGACGGUAUUUCGCCCGGACGGUACCCUGGACGAGGUUCUCUUUAAAGCAAAUGCUAUCCUCCAUACAUGGAUUGUGGAUCUACACCGUCAGCUCUCCACUCUUGCAUACAGCACGAUUGAAGCUGUCUCAUACUGUGCACCUCCAGCACCACCAGACAGUCUACGAGGCUGCAACACCCCCGAAUGCCAGCUACACACCCGUCGAGUUCUCCACGCAAUCGAGCAAUUCGAGUCCCUGCUCACACUUCCCGCUAAUAUCGCCGGCCACACCCCUUUCAUUAUCUGCAUGGUCGCCAACGUGGCCAUCGCCCACCUCUCCGCCUGUCGGUAUGUCUUCCAGGGCCAGGAGCUACAGCUCAAUCGAGAACGGAUUCGCGUCACCAUGGGGGUGUUAAAGACGCUGGGUGUGUACUGGCCUCUGGGUAAACGGACGUACCAGGAGAUCAGUGUGGUCGCUCGGGAGAUUUUGUCGCUGGAUCGACCGUCGCAGUCGCCGCCGAUGAUAGACGAGCCAGUGCAUCGUCCGACGGAGCUGAUAGAGGAUAUGCCUGCGUUUAUACCAGAAUUCGCUGUGGAAUCGAAUUCGGACUUUUGUAAUUUGUUUGAUUUGGAUUUCCAUGAGGCAGCUAUGCGGGAUGCUUGGGCGCAGGACAUCGCUGUUGCUUAG